Messenger RNA from Mesorhabditis belari, 2526 nucleotides. NCBI's taxonomy places the organism in Eukaryota, Metazoa, Nematoda, Chromadorea, Rhabditida, Rhabditidae. The record is from the annotation of a GenBank genome assembly.
AUGGAAUCCCUAAUUUCUUAUGAUGAUUCGGAGAGAUCGUUGCUGAAUGGAGAGCUUUUGGAUCGACUUUGCAAGAAAAUUGGAAAUCGACGGGUGGCAAUCAUUGCGAUAACCGGAAAAUUCCGCGGUGGAAAGUCGUUCGCAUGCAACGCUCUGUUGAGGAGGCUGAGGAACCGAGAAUCGAAAUCAUAUGAAAAAGAGGAAAUCAUUGGUGGUGAAAACGGGAUCGCAUUCGAGAGCGGCUUCUCGGCGCACACAAAAGGCAUUCAAGUCUGGACUGAGGUCUUUUCGACAAUUGAUGAGAAUGGAGAAGAGAUAGCAGUGCUUCUAUUUGACACUCAAGGCACGUUCGAUCUCGAGAGUGGACUCGAUCUCUCGAUGAAAAUCUCCUUGAUCACUCUUCUACUCUCAUCAUUCAUGAUUCAAAACAACAAGCAUAUCAUCGACGCUCAGGAUUUCAGCCAUAUCGCCACAUUUUUGUCUCUCGCUAGAAAAGAUCAAGGGAAAAUUGGACAAAAUUUUUUAUUUCUGAUGAGAGACCGCGUGAAGACAGAGCAAUACAUGAAGGCUUUUGAAGAGUUUGGGAUUGAAGGCGGGAAAGAGUACCUCGAUGAUUUAAAGAUAGUAUCAAGGAAAUCAGCCGAGCUUGCCGGCAAAGUCAAAGAUCUUGAGAAUGCUGUGGAAAAGCUUGAAGCCUUCAUGUUACCCUAUCCAGGGCCGGCUGUUGAAAAGGCGCAAAAAGAGAUCAAAGCUGGCGAAUGCGCAGAGGAAUUUCUUCGUCAUUUGAACGAUUGGGCGAAUCAUGUUGUGAAAAAUUUACAACCAAAAAAGGUGACCGGCACAAUAUUGAAUGGGGAAUCGUUCAGAAGCUAUGUUCAGCAAAUAUCAAAGCAUGUCACUUCACUGGACUUGAAAGGGAUCAGCUCAGCGUUUGAAGCGACCGCUUUGUGGAGCUUCGAAAUGGCGAAAAAGCGGGGAUUCGAGGCGUUCAAUUGCAUUUUUGAUAAGAUGAACGAGGAGACGAUGGGAACAAAGAGUUUGUAUCCUUCAUCGGUUAAACAAGUGCUACUUAAAGCACAAGAAUCGGCUGUUGAGAUCUAUCAAUCAGUUUCAUGUAUUGGCUCUCUAAAAGAUAAGCACACGGCUUUUCAGGAUUUUCAACAAACGCUUGCGAUACGUUGUGAGAACUUUCAAGAGCGCUACGCUGACUCGUACAAUCGAGAGAAGUUGGAGGAAACUUAUACAAAAUGUCUCGAAUUCUACAAAAAUGCCAUAAAAGGAAACUCAUUGUUGAGCAAUUUUCAUAAAGCUGUAAAGCGAGAGGUGCUGUGGCAGAAGCACAAAGAUGCUCAAGUCACGACAUUUCACCUUUUUGCUCAAAAAAGCAGCUCGAUCGAUGCCCAACCACUCAUUGAAUACUGGAGAAAUCGAUUGAUCAAGAAGAUCGAGGAGAUUCACGAGAAGAAAUCGAAAGAAAACGAGCAGAGAUUGUUGAGGGAAGAAUUGGUUGAAGCUUGCAGUGAUGUGGCUGUAUUUUAUGAUGCCUUGCUGAUGGAGGAAACUCCACAAGAUGAGCAGGAAAUCUCGACAUGGACUAAAUUAAACAAAGAACAAGCAAAAACGAUAUUCGACAAUCAUUUUGAGCGCUUUAAAGGCUCGUAUCUGAAAAUGCUCGGCGAAACACUUGUAGAUGCUCUCCGACAACAAGUCAAAGAAACUGAUUUAGAAGAAGCGCUUGAGUUAGUGAGUAAAGAUUUCACGAUGAAACGCCGACAUGAGAUUCAAAAUUCGGAAUUUCAACGUGAACUGGAAAUGGCACGAGAGAGAAGUGAUGAACAGGCGAGAGAGGCCGGGGAAGAGCUGCUGAAGAUCAAGAAAAAAUAUGAAGAUUUGGUGGAAAGGCAAAGAAUUGAGAUUGAAGAUUUACAAACGGUCGUCCAAAGUCGCGAUAUCCGAGUGCAAGAGUUGGAGUAUCUUCUCGACGAAGCUGCAACGACACUCUCAACAUCAAUGGAACAAACGAAUGAAACGUUGAAAGAAUGGAAAAAGGAAAGGAAAAGAGAGACGAAGAGGAGAGAGGAUCCAACUGAGAUGAGAAGACGUGAAUUCGAGGGAGAGUCACAGAAAUGUUCUAUUUGUCGAGAAGAAAUUCAGGGAAUCGGGUUUUGUUGUAAAUCUUGUCGCUUCGUUGAUCUUUGUCGAGAUUGUAAACACGAGCAUGAACAUGAGGAGGAUUUGGUGAAAUUGUCAUUUGAUGACGAUUUAACGAGUUACACAUGUGAUGGAUGUGAUCUCAGAAUUCGUGGCUACAGAUACAAAUGUGUCUCUUGUGUCGACUACGAUCUUUGCGAGGAUUGUAUGGGAGAUAAGCAUCUUCAUCAUCGCCUUUUACGCAUCACACGAUCAGCAGUUUGGAGAGAGGAACGAAAUCGUCGAGCUCCUCUGGAAAAUGAUCCAUUUCAACACUUGCAUCAAAUCUUAAAUCGUCAACGAAAUCGACAAGGAGAAAACGAAUGUAGACAACAA